AACCGGUCCAGCUCGAGAAUGGCUCCAGAACGGGACGGGUCCAACAGCAGCAGGGUUCUGAGCAACCAGUUCGUGCAGCCGGCGUGGCGCCUCGCGCUCUGGUCCGUGGCCUACGUCACGGCGCUGGCCGUGGCGGUGGUCGGGAACCUGGUGGUGGUGUGGAUCAUCGUGGCGCACAAACGCAUGAGGACAGUGACCAACUACUUCCUGCUCAACCUGGCGGUCUCGGACGCGUGCACGGCGGCCUUCAACUCGCUCAUCAACUUCGUGUACGCCGCGCACGGACAGUGGUACUUCGGAGAGCUCUACUGCCGCUUCCACAACUUCUUCCCCGUCACCGCCGUGUUCGCGAGCAUCUACUCCAUGACGGCCAUCGCCCUGGACAGGUACACGGCCAUCAUCCACCCCCUGAAGCCCCGGCUGUCUUCUAAAGCCACACUCGGAGUGAUCUUCUGUAUCUGGAGCCUGGCCGUGGUCCUGGCCUCCCCUCUCUGCUACUUCUCCAGCACCAGGACCUUACCAGGCAGAACCUUCUGCUAUGUGGCCUGGCCCCGCACAGCUGACGACCCCUUCACGUACCACAUCAUCGUUACAGUCCUGGUCUACGUGCUGCCCUUAGCGGUGAUGGGUGUCACAUACACCAUCGUGGGGGUGUCGCUGUGGGGGAGUGAGGUCCCUGGAGACUCAUCUGAUAACUACCACGCCCAGCUCAGUGCAAAAAGGAAGGUGGUGAAGAUGAUGAUCAUUGUGGUGGUGACCUUUGCCCUCUGCUGGCUGCCGUACCACGUCUACUUCAUUGUGACGGGUUUCAACAAGCGUCUGGUGAAGUGGAAGUACAUCCAGCAGGUUUACCUGUCAGUGCUGUGGCUGGCCAUGAGCUCCACCAUGUACAACCCCAUCAUCUACUGCUGCCUCAACAGCAGGUUCCGGGCUGGAUUCAAGCAGGUUUUCCGCUGGUGUCCCUUUGUCCAAAUGUCAAGCUACGAUGAGCUGGAGCUCCAAAACACGAGACUUCGACCGUGCCACCAGAGCAGCAUGUGCACCCUGUCUCGCGUCGACACCAGCAUUCUGAGCAAAAACAAAAGCAUGUGUUCUCGAGGGAACCGGUCCAAAAGAACCUCUGAGCAGACGGAUGAAGAUGGAUAG
Molecule: messenger RNA, 1146 nt
Organism: Nematolebias whitei (Rio pearlfish)
Lineage: Eukaryota; Metazoa; Chordata; Actinopteri; Cyprinodontiformes; Rivulidae
Product: neuromedin-K receptor-like
Exons: 5
Coding region: 19-1146 (375 amino acids)
Biological process (GO): G protein-coupled receptor signaling pathway; positive regulation of flagellated sperm motility
Cellular component (GO): sperm midpiece; plasma membrane
Molecular function (GO): tachykinin receptor activity
Source: RefSeq, a predicted model, not a curated record